GUUUGUAUAAAAUAAUUGCGUUGCUGUAGCGCAGUGUAUUACGGAGCACUAAGCGAAACAGCCAGUGACGCAGCGCAAUAAGAUCUUUAAAGUUAAAAUGGUGAAUUUCAUACACAUUUGUUUAAUGUUGCUAAGCACUUGUGGUAUCGUCGCGAGUAGUUAUCACUCUUGUAAUGGUGAAACGGCGGUAAAUUAUCAUCCCUUCAUCAAGCUUGGUAGCAAGUAUUAUUUUAUAAAUAGUAAUUGGAAGAUGAACUGGUUCAAAUCUUCUGAGUACUGUCGCUCUAUUGGAGGCGAUUUGGCGAAUAUUGUAUCACUUGAAGAACAUCUGGCACUGGAAGAGUAUAUCUUAGCUAGAAAAAUAAGAACGCAACUUUGGUUUGACGGCAACGAUUUGGCAGAGGAAGGACGCUAUAUGUCACACUCCACUGGUCAACCCAUAGUUUUCACCAAAUGGUUACAAAAUAAUCCCGACAAUUCAGGUAAUGAAGAUUGCCUUGAAGUUUGUAUACACGACAAAACACUUCUGAUGAAUGAUCAUCACUGUGAAAAUACUUUUUACGCAAUUUGUCAGUAUCGCGCACCCAACAAGCGUUGCAGUGAGAACAACUCAUUAAUGCAUCAAGAAGAACACUGUAUACUUGAGAAAUUAGUUGAUGUUUCGACGCAAGCAGUCGAUAUAUUUAAAUCACACUCGCAACCCACUCUGAGCCCAACAGUAUAGUGAAUGAAGAGGACGCAUCAGUAUAUAAUCCCGUGAAACAACUCCUGAACAGAACACCAGAUUUACUAGUAUACCGUAUACAAGAUACAAUGUGAAUCGAUUACCGUAAUAUUUAUCGUAAUAAAAUCCACAAAAAAAUAUAA
Molecule: messenger RNA, 867 nt
Organism: Bactrocera oleae (olive fruit fly)
Lineage: Eukaryota; Metazoa; Arthropoda; Insecta; Diptera; Tephritidae
Product: C-type lectin 37Db
Molecular function (GO): signaling receptor activity
Source: RefSeq, a predicted model, not a curated record